Molecule: messenger RNA, 573 nt
Organism: Ylistrum balloti
Lineage: Eukaryota; Metazoa; Mollusca; Bivalvia; Pectinida; Pectinidae
Exons: 6
Coding region: 1-573 (190 amino acids)
Source: RefSeq, a predicted model, not a curated record
AUGGUAAAUGUUUACUUCUCAGUGGUAGCAGGUAAACAGUCUUGCUAUUCUUGUAUGGGGGUAUCAAGGAAGGAAGAUUGUAACACAAUGAGGGACUGCGCGGACAAUUCGGUUUGUUACACCAGAAGAACAGUAAGCAAUGCCGGAAAUGUUACUUUUGAUUUUGGAUGUAAGCCCGUUACAACGUGUAAUAGCUUAACAUCUUCGGGAGUUAUCGGUCGUAAAAAAAGAAGCCACGAGAGGGCGUUGUGUAACGAGUGUUGUGACGCAGAUGCGAUGGGCUGUACGGAUCAAGACACCUCCAGCUGCGGUUGUAACAGGAAAUUAUGUGCACUACCUGAACACGGGAACAAAUACUGUUACAGCUGUAGGGCUGUGAAUCGUCCAUCGGAUUGUUUCAGUGUGGACGUUUGUAACAGUUAUCAGAGUUGCUCAACAGUUCAGAUGCAAUCCGGGCCUACUGCUGCAAUCCUAUACACCUUGGGAUGUACAGACAAGAGAAUCACAAUCAAGAUUAAUACUAAUCGAAGGGAAGCUUUAAUUAUGAAGAAACUUCAGAAACGUAAGAAAUAA